This is a messenger RNA of Torulaspora globosa, 2958 nucleotides long. RefSeq lists its product as uncharacterized. The coding region runs from base 1 to 2958 and encodes 985 amino acids. The transcript has a single exon. Lineage: Eukaryota; Fungi; Ascomycota; Saccharomycetes; Saccharomycetales; Saccharomycetaceae. Gene Ontology annotation, molecular function: protein dimerization activity. The record is from RefSeq and is a predicted model, not a curated record.
AUGUAUAAUCUCAGAACUAGAAAAAAGCACAAUUACAAACAACUGAAUAGCGGUGCUACAAGCAAGGGCGACAAGACGAGAAGAAACUCCCUUGACGAGCCUAGUUGCUCUGAUACCCUCGUUUCUGACAGCCCUGGGAAUGCCUUAGAAGAUCCGUUAGAUGGACAGAAUUUCUUCGACAGCAAUCAAAUUGAUAAGAUUUCAGGAAAUGAUCAGCAGGAUGGAAACCAGUUCUCAGAUAGAUCUAUUGACCAUAUCCAUUCAUUACCAAGUGGCAUGCAAACUGAACAUAGCUCCGAAACGGAAAAAGGCCAGAUUGAAAUGAGACAACGUUUGACUAGUGCUGCUGAUAAAGAAGAACCGACGGAAUUUAAUCAGAGAGUGUCCCUCCCUCAAGAGUCGCAGGAAAAUUCCAUCAUUGUGACGCAAGAUCUGUCUGGGAGGCCACUGCAACGAUUGGGUACGUCAACAAUCCGACAGAUAAUAAAUUUUCCGACUAACAACUUGGCUUACGGUCCAGGACAUCAUGAUAUGUCUCUUCAGCCUGAGCAAUUUUACAGUCACAACUCUACAGAUUCAACAGAGAGCAGCGAGGAACAUGGCAAUCAAACAUCAGCCAGCGAGAGUGACGAAGCGGGAACUUUAAGCUUGGAGGAAGCAUUCAAAAGCAAAUAUAAGUUCGGGUUUGACGAAUUUUCCAUGAAUCCUUUCGAUAAACCAGAUAUUGAACAUACUACUGAGCGAAACGUGCCAGAAAGUGAUCUGGCAAAGCUAGAGUCGUGGCUUAAGACAUCUCCUUAUCGUAUUUGGGUUACCAAAUACGCUGCACCUGAACCGCACGCCAUCUGUAAGUAUGGCGAUUGCAGACAUGUUUUUACACUCAAAGGCAAUCCGACCUCGUUCAACAUCAUCGUACACCUCAGAAGAAACCAUAGACAGGAUUUUGAGCUGUUUAGCACGAAGCUGAAAAAGAGCCAACCGCAGCUUAGUGAUAUCAAAGGGGUGCUUUCAAUAAAUAAGAAGCCAUUUGGGCUCAGACGCGAGCUGCUAAAUUUCAUGUACGCGAACGAGCUCAGGAUAAACCAACUGAAUCUGUUCAUUGAGACUAUUAUUCCUUUUAGUACGGCCGAAGCUCCCGCUUUCAAGAAACUUUUGGAGUGUUCCGGUGCCAGAAGUCAUAAUUACAUUUCCUCGAGGAAGGGAUUAGUAUCUACGAUGGAGAAAUAUGAGGAGCAAUUUAACCUUCAAAUGAGAGAUACGCUGAGAAAGUCUUUAAAUUACAAUAUUAUUCUAGACAUGUGGACUUCCUCGAAUCAAAAGAGCUAUCUGGCUAUUCUUGUCUCGUUCUGCCCUAAUUUGCGCAGAGGCAGAGACAGAUUAACUAUCCGAGAUGUGACAACCAAUGGAACUCCAAAUGUUCACAUUAUAGAUUUUGUGGAUUUAAGCGAAGAAAGACAUACAGGCAGUAAUUUGAAGGAGGCUUUAUUGAGAUCGUUAAGAAGCUUCUCAAUUGGAAGCAAAAUCAGCAGUGUUACUGUUGACAGUGGUUCCAACAACAUCUCCAUGCUUAGCGAGCUGGAUCAUGACAUUAAAGGCGCACCAGGAGUUAAUAAGGAGGGAGGAUUAGUAAAAGUAAGAUGCAUGAAUCAUCUACUAAACCGAGUUUUCCAAGAUGUAAUGGCUGGAUUUGAGAAAUCUGAGAGCUCUUUAUUAUCCAGAAUAGAUCGAUUAACUGUAAUUUUGAAGAGAAAUGUCUUCAUCAGAAAUAAGUUGAGGGAGUUUACUCCGAAAACGAUCCCAAGGUAUAAUUGUACUCGGUUUGUAUCCCGUUAUAGGCAGCUUUCCGUGUUUUUAAAGCUGACAGGACCUCUGAAGGAUUUUUACUUCGAGAAUCGAUUGGACAAGCGAUUCCAGCUCACAUCGGAUGAUCUGUCCUUAUUCUGUUACGAGCCGUCUGAAAUAGAGGUUCUGAAGAUAUUUCUUCGUCUAACUCGAAUAUUCGAUGAGUACACAAUGCUGCUACAGGAUGACAUGCUCGAUAAUCUACCAAAUGGCAUUGAAUACUAUCUUCAAAUUGACGAUUUUUUCAAAUCAUGCAGGGAAGUAAGGAAUGGCUCAACUAAAGUCGAUCAUUUGCGAAUUUUAGGUCUUAAAAAGAGGCAUUUAUCUUCCGUGGAACCAAGCGUACUAACCCAUCUACUUGCAAUCAUCGAAGACGCAUAUCCCAAGUUUAAGAAAUACAUGAGCCUUGCUCUUGCCGAACCAGGAUAUUGGGUAGCGCAUCUUUUGCAACCAUUUUGCAAAACUGCGAUCCUCAAGAGUGCUUUCGAAGAGGACUUUCAGCAACAGAUUUUGGAUCUUUCUGAAAGAUAUGUGGAUUACUAUCUGUUCAAUUUCAGGAAUAGAGUAAAAGAAAACAGGAGCCGUCAGGUACAAAAAGAUUUAACCCGUGCUGCCUUGGAUCCACGCAGCAGAAGCUAUAAGGUUUUCAAGCAACUGCGUAGACAUAGACGCAAGUAUGUUAAUGCUAUAAACUCCAAAAAUGAAUGGGAGUGUUACCUGGAAGAACCGAUUCAAACUGACAUUAGUUACCUCGAUUAUUGGAUCGCAAAUCAAGAUAGAUAUCCAGGUUUGUUUGAAUUGGCUCUAUCUUUCUAUUAUACAAAGCUAUCAUCGGCUCAUGUAGAAAGAUUUUUUUCGAUCAGCAAGACAGCACUGGAGAAUAGGUUCUCAUUGUCAAGUACGAAUCUGAAACGCACAAUGGUUCUGCGUAACCGACUCAAGUGUUUUGGAAUGGGUCAUGGUUUACAGAAAAUUGAUGAUAUUCCGGUAGAGCAGUGGAUUCAGGAUGAGGAAACUGAGCCAGAAAUCACUGAUGUAUGUCCAGCAGGAACUGAAGAUUCACCGUUAUACAUUCCAAUUUACUCAGACAGCGAUUCUAGUGAGGAAGAGGAAUGA